Suricata suricatta (meerkat) is the source of this 2977-nucleotide messenger RNA. RefSeq names its product cytidine/uridine monophosphate kinase 1 (gene CMPK1). Bases 56 to 742 code for a protein of 228 amino acids. Gene Ontology annotation, cellular component: cytoplasm; nucleus. Lineage: Eukaryota; Metazoa; Chordata; Mammalia; Carnivora; Herpestidae. The record is from RefSeq and is a predicted model, not a curated record. Gene Ontology annotation, biological process: CDP biosynthetic process; 'de novo' pyrimidine nucleobase biosynthetic process; UDP biosynthetic process. The transcript is spliced from 6 exons. Gene Ontology annotation, molecular function: UMP kinase activity; ATP binding.
CCACCGCUGGCCCGGCCGCUGUCAGCUCCCUCAGCGACCGGCCGAGACGCGGUGUAUGCUGAGUCGCUGCGGCCGCAGGCUGCUGCACGUCCUGGGCCUUAGCCUCCCGCUGCUGACCUGCCGGCCGCUUUUCCUCUGCCCUCACCGCCUCAUGAAACCGCUGGUCGUGUUCGUCCUCGGCGGUCCCGGGGCCGGCAAGGGGACCCAGUGCGCCCGCAUCGUCGAGAAAUAUGGCUACACACACCUUUCUGCAGGAGAACUCCUUCGUGAUGAAAGGAAGAACCCAGAUUCACAGUAUGGUGAACUCAUUGAAAAGUGCAUUAAAGAUGGAAAGAUUGUGCCAGUUGAGAUAACCAUCAGUUUGUUGAAGAGGGAAAUGGAUAAGACAAUGGCUGCCAAUGCUCAGAAGAAUAAAUUCUUGAUUGAUGGGUUUCCAAGAAAUCAAGACAACCUUCAAGGUUGGAAUAAGACCAUGGAUGGGAAGGCAGAUGUGUCUUUUGUUCUCUUUUUUGACUGUAAUAAUGAGAUCUGUAUUGAACGGUGUCUUGAGAGGGGGAAAAGUAGUGGCAGAAGUGAUGACAACAGAGAGAGCUUGGAAAAGAGAAUUCAGACCUAUCUUCAGUCAACAAAGCCAAUUAUUGACUUAUAUGAAGAAAUGGGGAAAGUCAAGAAAAUAGAUGCCUCCAAGUCUGUUGAUGAAGUUUUUGAUGAAGUUGUGAAGAUUUUUGACAAAGAAGGUUAACUCUAAACCAGAAAGCAUCCUUGAAAUCAUGCUUGAAUAUUGCUUUGAUAGCUGCUAUUACAACCCCUUUUUAAGGCAAUUUUAAUCUUUCAUAAGUACAUCUCAAUUAAUGGCUGGAAAGUAUGCAGUAAGAUUAAACUUUUUAUCUUCAAUAUUUUUGGUUAUAGGAGUAGACAGUGAAUUGGGGUCUAACUUCAUCUUAGCUAUGGUGCUCACAAAACAAAGAAGGAUAUCAGCUAGUUCUUUGUUUUUCCUCAAAAAGCAUAUCCCUUUUAUAGUUUGUGCCUUCUGUGAGCAAAACUUUGUAGUCUGUGUGUAUAUCCCUUGAGUAAUCCCAACAUGUUAAGAUUAGGGAUUCCCUACUUCCUCGUUUUCUUGUGGGUUUUACAUUUCCAACCUGUUAAGCGAAUUUGUGGACCAAAUUCCAAAGGAACUUUUUGUGUAGUCAGUUCUUGCAAAAUGUGUUUGGUAAACAAACUCAUAAAAUGAAUUCCUAGAAGUGUUUUAGUAUUUAUCAAAUAACUGACCAUUUUCUACAGAAAGAUAAGAAAACUUAAGGCUUUGUUUUAUUACAACUUACACAGAGUUGUAUGACAAAGCAUCUUCUUUGCUUCCAGGGAUUGGGAUGGGGUCACUGGGGUUCAGAGCCUGGCAGAAUUGUCAGCUUUAUCCUGACAUAAAUCUGAGUGUAAGGGGCAGGGUCACAUCUAAUGAUGUGUGUUCCUGUGCUCUAUUAUAUAGUGUUAUUAAUGAUUAAACCAAAAACUCCCAGCAGUGGAACCUUGAAAUGCAUGUACUGGGUUUAUGAUAAAAUGAUUUGGUUACGUUUUAAUAACACUUCAUCCAGAGUUUUUUUGUUUAUUUGUUUUCUAGACUCAGUGUAGGGUUGGUAUGAAGUAAAAAAAAAAACAAAACUAAUGGUUAAAUUUCCCAUUUGUGUUUAUUUUCUGGAAUACUUUUUUUUCAGUUAUUUGUUUAAGGAGACUUAAAAAUCAUUGCACUUUGGUCAGAAAAAAUAAUAAAUAUAUCUUAUAAAUGUUUGAUUUCCUUCCUGGCUACUUUUAUUUAGUAAAUUCUUUUUCCGCAUCAUGUUGAAGCAUUGAAAGGUACAGAAUUUUAAAGAGCCUAUAGAGUCCAAAGGAAUUUCCCUUAAAUCCAUUCUUCCUUUAAAAAAAUCUCUGAGAAAUUUGUUUUCCCCUUUCUUAUCUUUUUCUGCCAUUACUAACAAAGAGUUAUUUCCAAGGUUCUUCAUGUGCGAUUUAUUAUACUGUAUCUCAUUUUUAGCACUUACACUCUUUGGUAUACAGGGUUAAAUAGGGUAAGGAAUUUUGUCUUUGUUUAAUUCGAUUUUAUAUGUAAAGUCAUUGGGAAUAGGAGCACCUGGCUGACUCAGUGGUGUCAAGUAUGUAAUUCUUGAUCUCGUGGUCUAAGUUCAAGCCCCACAUUGGGCUCAGAGUUUUAAAAAAGAGAAAAAAGAAUUAGAAGUAUAAAGUCAUUGGGAAUAGUGAGGACAACUUGUGGAUGUUCUUACAUUAUAAUAGGUUCAUUUGUUUCUUUGUGUAUUAUGAAAUUCACUUAAUGAUACAUUUUUCAACAUACUUGCCGUUAGGAAACAAAGUAUCUACAAGGGAUGGAACAUAUUAGCCACCAAAAUCUAUACUGAGAUUAUCUUGGUUUCCUGGAAGAGACUAACAAAUUCUUGUCUGGUGAUUUAGUUCGGUGAAUACAGAGGGAUUUCACUGGUGGGUUAAUUGAACAGCUGCAGUAUGAAGCAAGAGUAAAGACUUAAGGUUUGGAGAGCAUUCCUGCUCAAAUAAGUGAAGAAAUUCAUCAGAUGGGGGACUCGAAAUGUUUAUAUUGAUUUUGGGAAGCACGUGAGGUUUUUAAGACGACUACUGAGACCAGGUGCUUCAUCACACAGCCUCUGUGGCAUUUGAAAACACAAAUCAAGAAGCAUCGUAAUUAUGAAAUUAUGAGCCUUUGCUAGUUUGCUUUUGAGUAAAAAAACAUGUUGGCAAUACUGUGUUUAGGAUUUGACCAAGAUACAUCUGACUUCAUUAGUUUGGUCAUUUCAUUUGUUAAAAGUAUGGUCCAAGAAGUUUUUGACUUUCUUAAAAGACCUUAGUGGAAGCCUUGCCUUUUUUUUUUUAAUUAACUGACAUUAUUUCCAUUCAGUGAUGUUGAAUGUGUAUGAAUUACUUGGUAAAUAAUCCUAAUAAAUUUUGUGCAGUGGUG